Cuscuta epithymum is the source of this 1241-nucleotide messenger RNA. NCBI's taxonomy places the organism in Eukaryota, Viridiplantae, Streptophyta, Magnoliopsida, Solanales, Convolvulaceae. The record is from the annotation of a GenBank genome assembly.
GUUUAGGUUUCAGCUUUCAUGGAAUCUAGUGAUACCUUGAGUCAAGCUUUUUUGUCUAGAACAGAAUGUAGUGUUCCUAUGCUACCAAAUGAUAUUUCUUGCAGUGGCAAAUUAAUAGAGGCUAUUGAGGCCAGAGGCGAACUUUUUGAUGUUGAUUGCACUUAUAUGGAAUCUGACGAUACUUUCAGUGAAGAUUUUUUGUCUAGAACUGAAUCUGUUGCUGUCCUACCGAUUCAAAAUUCUUCUGCUUUUAUUCAUGUAGCCCAAUCUGAAGAGCCUUUGUCUGUUGAAACUAUAUCUGUUAAGGAAGCUGAAGUUUCUGAACUAUUGGGUACAACAGUUUCUUCAGAAAAUGAGGCAUUUGAGCUAUAUAAUGACUAUGCUUAUAGAAUUGGAUUUGGUGUGCGUUAUUCUACUUUGAGAAAGCGAGUUGGUAGUUCUGGUUUUAGAGGCAGAGAAUUUUGUUGCACGAAACAAGGUGCGAAGAGGAACAAAGGUGUUGUAGGUAAACAAUAUACAAAAGUUGAUAGGCGAACUGGUUGUAAGGCAAAAAUAUAUUUUGAGAUAAAGCCUACUGGAGAUUUUGUCGCUGUUAGACAUGACAUGCUUCAUAAUCAUGAAUUUUUCCCAAAUUCUUUAGUUCAUCAUGUUAGGUCUCAUCGUGCUGUUUCGUCAAGUGAGUUAGAGUAUUUGCAACAUUUGAAAAGUAAAGGAGUUAAAAUAGCAGAUGGGUUUCGUUGCUUGCAAGCUGAAGCAGGUGGCUCUCCUUCUGUCGGUUUUCUUUUACGUGAUGCUUAUAAUGAGUUGACAAAAAAAACUAAAAAAUCUUUUGAUGGUUGUGAUGCCAAUACACUGAUUAAUACUUUUAAGAACAGACAGGCAAAUGAAGAAGAUUUUUUCUAUUCUUUUGAGGUUGAUUUGGAUGGUUCUUUGUGUAGUUUUUUUUGGAGGGAUAAGAAAAUGAAGGAAGAUUAUCUUGCAUUUGGUGAAUUGGUUAUCCAUGAUACAACUUAUCGCACCAACAAAUAUGAUAUGAUUUGUGGACCCUUUAUAGGUGUUAACUCUCAUACUCAUAAUUGCAUGUUUGGUUGUGGGUUCUUGUUGAAUGAGCGAAUUGAGUCGUUUGAAUGGCUUUUUAAUACAUUCUUGCAAUCUAUGGGUUCUGUCCACCCAAGAACUGUUAUGACCGAUCAAUCUGCUGCUAUGGCUUCUGCAAUUGCUACAGUUUUUCCUCAAUCCAA